Messenger RNA from Momordica charantia (bitter melon), 1497 nucleotides. RefSeq names its product putative hydrolase C777.06c. NCBI's taxonomy places the organism in Eukaryota, Viridiplantae, Streptophyta, Magnoliopsida, Cucurbitales, Cucurbitaceae. The record is from RefSeq and is a predicted model, not a curated record.
GACGACGGCCCCUAUAAAUUGAUUCUCCGUUGUCUCAGGAGCCACCACGCUAUUAAAAUUCUCCAUUUUUCUGACACCCGUUUUCUCCCAACUGAGAUUCACCGGGAAAGAAAAAUGGCGGAUCUCAACGCCUCUCAGAAUGGAGCUUCUGUCACUGUUACUGAAAAUCAAUCGGCUCUCAUCUUCUUAGGCACUGGGUGUUCCAGCGCCGUCCCCAAUGCAAUGUGCCUCAUCCAGCCCUCUGAUCCCCCUUGCCGCAUCUGUUCCCAGGCCCUCUCCGUUCCACCCGAGAAAAACCCUAAUUACAGGUGCAAUACGUCUCUUCUUAUUGACUAUUGCCAAGCGGAUGGCAGCCACCAUUAUAUUUUAAUUGAUGUUGGGAAGACAUUUAGGGAGCAAGUACUUCGAUGGUUUACUCACCAUAGGAUUCCGAGAGUGGAUUCAAUUAUAUUGACUCAUGAACAUGCCGAUGCGAUUCUUGGGCUGGAUGAUAUACGUGCAGUGCAACCUUUUAGCCCUGUAAAUGAUAUUGAUCCCACACCAAUUUACCUAACUCAUCAUUCGAUGGAAAGUAUUUCAGUGAAGUUUCCUUACCUAGUCCAAAAGAAACUUAGAGAAGGCCAAGAAGUGAGGCGUGUGGCACAGCUUGACUGGAAGAUAAUCGAAGAUCAUCAUGAGAAGCCCUUUGUCGCAUCAGGCUUACAAUUUACUCCUUUGCCUGUUAUGCAUGGAGAAGAUUAUGUAUGUUUGGGGUUUCUUUUUGGUGAAAAAUAUAGAGUAGCAUAUUUUUCUGACGUCUCACGGAUUCCUGCAAGCACAGAACAUGUUAUUUCAAUAAAUGGAGCUGGACGGCUGGAUCUUCUUAUCCUGGACACACUAUAUAAGAAUGGAUCCCAUAACACUCACUUUUGCUUCCCACAGACCUUGGAAGCUGUAAAGAAGCUAAAUCCAAAACGAGCCAUGUUAAUUGGAAUGACUCAUGAAUUUGAUCACCAGAAGGACAACGAAUUCCUGCUUAACUGGUCCAAAAGGGAAGGAAUUCCAGUGCAGCUUGCUCACGAUGGUUUAAGAAUCCCUGUAGGCCUUUAAACAGGUCUAUAUGAACCAUGAGUGAACGAAUACCAGAUUGAUAUAAGAGUACAUCAUCCCAUGUGUUUUGGGAGAAUACAAUAAUAUUCUUUUUUGAAACUAGACGAUGGACGUUCUCGAUGGGUAUGGCUACGGUGGUAUUUGACACUUGAGAGUGACUGAAGAAGAAUUGACAGGCUAUUAAGAAGGUUUUUUUUUUUUCAGUACCUUACUGAUCGUAUUAUUUUGGCCAUCAUCAGCAUCAGGUGAUUAAAAUGAUUUUUUUAGAAGCUAGGCGUGGAAAGUGAACAGUUCGUUGUGGAGUUAGAAUUGUAAACGUUCAAUAAAACUUGAAACCCUGUACAAAAUUUAGCAGCAAUAUAUCUAGCUAAAGGCAGUUUCUUCCCUGCCUUGAUUGUUCUUGUUUAA